AUGUCAUUCGAUCACGCGGGCGACCGCGCCAAUGGACCUCAAGAUAUAGAUCUUACCCCAGAAGGUCAUGGAGACUCAGCGCCAGCAUCCAACCGGUCUUCAAUGUCCUACACAAGAACAUACUCAACACCAGCGACCGGGACACAAACCCCCGAUCCGCUAAUGGGCAACAAAACUGUGGACAAAGUGGCCCUCCAAGAUCUCUCUAUCAAUACCAUCGGCCGUGAACUCAACGAGAACUAUGCCCUCGAUACAACAAGCAAAAUGAAAAACAGAAAGCACGCAGACUCAAUAUCCCGAUCUCAUCCCGAUAGCGACGAAGAGUCGGGAUCCCCAAUCCGCACCAAACAAGGCAUCCCGCCUGAGCUCUCAAGCUUCACAGCCGAGCUCAUCCUCAUCUUCGUCUGCUCAGCAGGCCUAAUGCUCUUCUCCUUCCUACUAGGCGACAUGCUCGCCCCACAAGAACAAAUCAAAACAGCUCUUGGCAUCACAAACACCCAGCUCCCCUGGGUCGUCGGCGCCUUCAACACAGCAAACGGCUUAUCGGUCAUAAUCUCCGGCUCACUAACAGAUCUCAUGCCACCAAAACUCCUGAUGGUCGGAGCAUUCGCCUGGCUCGCCGUGUGGAACUUAAUCGGCGCAUUCACCCUCAAUCCUUCCCGCUACGUUCUAUUCUUCGUCAUGCGCGCUAUGCAGGGCCUUGCCAUCGGCGUCCUCGUCUCGGGAAGUAUGAGCAUCCUCGGCCGCGUCUACAAACCCGGUGUUCGCAAGAACCGCGUCUUCUCAGCGAUGGCCGCUACCGCUCCAUUUGGGUUCUCUCUCGGCGCACUGCAAGGCGGAGCGUUGUACCAGAACCUCCCGUGGAUCUUCGGUUCAAACGCCAUCAUCUGCGUGAUGUUGUGUGCGGCUGCUUGGUUCGCUAUUCCACCCCUCAAACCCAUCGCCGAUGUUUCCGGCAAGGAAGCUCCCUCUAUCAAGCAAUUCGACUAUAUUGGCGGUUUCUGCGCUGCAGGUGGGUGCGUGUGUCUAUUGUUCGGUUUGACACAGGGACCCGUCGCAUCUUGGUCCCCUUACACGUACGUGUUGAUCAUCGUUAGCGCCUUGCUCUUUGUCGGGCUUUUCUUUGCGGAACGAAAAGCUGUUCGGCCUCUCAUACCUAACCGUCUAUGGCGCACGCCGGGCUUCACUCCGUUGAUGAUUGCGUACUUCCUUGGUUUUGGGUCUUAUUUCGGCUGUUGGCAAUUCUAUGCGAUCCAAUUCUGGUUGCGUAUUCAACACGCGAGUCCCAUUGCCGUUGCGCUAUAUCACAUCCCUAAUGCGCUCGUCGGUGUCCUGGCCACGUUGAUCAUCGCCCGCACGCUGCAUUUAGUCCCAGGUCACUAUAUUUACACGGUAUCUAUGCUUGCCUUCACGCUUGGACCGGCGUUUUUCUUGCCGCAGACUGCCAAUACGACUUACUGGGCGCUUUCGUUCCCUGGUAUCUCGUUGGUAACGUUCGGACCUGAUCUUGCGUUCGCUGCGGCUUCGAUUUUCAUUACUAGCAAUGUUGAACGGUCGUAUCAGGGCAGUGCUGGUGCUUUGUUGGUCACCAAUCAGAAUCUUUCAUCGGCGAUCAUGACGAGUGUUGCUGAUGCUAUCGGGACCCGUGUCAGUCGUGGCACGGAUGGAGAAAUUGGCCUUGAAGGGCUGCAUGCUAUUUGGUGGUUCGCCCUUGCGGCGCAGUUGCUGGCUGCGUUGGUCACGAUUAUUUGGGUCAGGAUUCCCAAGGAGGAGGAGAAGGAGCACGUCACUUGA
Messenger RNA from Penicillium coprophilum, 1794 nucleotides. Its product is annotated as Major facilitator superfamily domain general substrate transporter. The record is from RefSeq and is a predicted model, not a curated record. Gene Ontology annotation, biological process: transmembrane transport. The coding region runs from base 1 to 1794 and encodes 597 amino acids. The transcript has a single exon. Gene Ontology annotation, cellular component: membrane. Lineage: Eukaryota; Fungi; Ascomycota; Eurotiomycetes; Eurotiales; Aspergillaceae. Gene Ontology annotation, molecular function: transmembrane transporter activity.